Messenger RNA from Ceraceosorus bombacis, 1705 nucleotides. Lineage: Eukaryota; Fungi; Basidiomycota; Exobasidiomycetes; Ceraceosorales; Ceraceosoraceae. The record is from the annotation of a GenBank genome assembly.
AUGCCCAUGGAGGGGGAUGACGACGAUGAGUCGAUGAACCACAUCAGCCUGGCCGAAAGGCAAGCUCUGCAUGUCUUCAUUCAUCGAUUGGAGCACUUUGUCCAGUCUGGCACCGACGAUGGCGCGCUGCAAUCCGCCUCGCAGCUCGCCGAAGAGCUUCAAGCUUUGCGCUCCAUCUACGGCGACCAAAGCAUCGGUCUGCUGCAUCCAAGCACAAGCACAAGCACAAGCACAAGCACAAGCACAAGCACAAGCACAAGCACAAGCACAAGCACAAGAGGCGAGCCUUCAUGCUCUCAACCAUGCAAUCGCUCCACCCCCACUCCUUCCCCCAACGCUGCCGACCCGCGGAUCAGCAUGGACAAGCUCAGGCUCAGCGUUCGUGCAGACAUUGCAGCCGCAACGGCGUCAAGCGAGGCUGCAGCCUCGCAGCCCCUCCACUUAUCCAUCACCUUGCCUUCAAACUACCCGCACUGCGAUCAAGCGCCACAGCCUCAGGUGCUCAGUCGCUACAUCGGCCCUUUGCCAGUAGAUCAUCUCAUCUUUGCAGAAGUCCUGAGAUGUUUUCUUCACUUUCAACGCCUCAUCUCUGAAAGCGAUGUGGGUCGCGAGCGUGGAGAACAAACAGCGCAGCACAACGAUACCAAAGGACUACGAUGGACCAAGGGCGAAGUGAUCUGCUUUGAAAUCAUCGAGUGGGUCAAGGAGCGUGUGGCCGAGUGGUUUGAGCAGCGUCUUGCCCGGCGACGAGAGGAACAGUCGCGCAAUCCGAGGUCAUUGGACGCUGAAGCAGCACAGCCUCCAGAUUUCAGCAACGAUGACCAAGACUCAGAGCGGCAAGAUAUGGCGACGUUGCCCGAGUCCACUGAUCAACGUCACGCUAGUCACAAAGCAGUCGACAUUGCCAGCAUGCUCGUCAGCAGCCCCCCCAUCACCGAACGAAAGUCGGUCUUUGUCGGUCAUGCUGCGCGCCUGACUCACCCCGACGAAGUGAGUGGGAUGUCGGCUUCUAUACCAUCAUGGCCUGUCGCAUUUCGGUUCUUCGAAUGGCAAUUGUCGCUCAAUCGUCCUGCUUUGCGUUUCCCUGCGCUCUGCAGAUUCCUGCUUUGCUUGCACAUCUCUUGUCCGACCGGCGGAUUGCGAAAGCCACUCAUCCGACCAUACAUGCAUGGACGUGCUCGAGCACUGGCCAGAGCGGCAGACCAGUUCAUGCCAGUGACUGCGACGAUGACGGCGAAUCCGCCGCAGGUGGGAGGCUAGCACAUCUGCUCCACGUGCUUGUAAGUACGCGAGUGGAUGCCCUGGCGACAUUCUUUCAAGCGCACACGAUGCGGCUGCUCCGAUGCUUGCGCUGGCGAAAAGUGCACGCCGCCAGAUCACAGGUCAAAUGCGUUCUCAUAUUUGCCCUCCUCAUCCUUUUCAGGGCGUUGACAAUGUCAUUGUAGUGGUCACAAGAUGGGUAGGUGUCUGGCUCGAUGUCGCUGGAACGGCGCCUCCAUCCCAAACUUACACUACUGAUUUCCGCGCUCACCCAAAGUACGGAGGUGUCCAUCUCGGCGCAGACCGCUUCAAACUCAUCAACAGGGCAGCGCGAGAUGCUCUGGAGGUCUUGGGCGUGGUUCAAGGUCCGCUCAAUUUAGGCCCUGACAUUUCAAACGCUGCGCAUGCAUAUACGCACAAGCUUGACACCACGUCUAGACGGUAG